Molecule: messenger RNA, 560 nt
Organism: Cylicocyclus nassatus
Lineage: Eukaryota; Metazoa; Nematoda; Chromadorea; Rhabditida; Strongylidae
Source: the annotation of a GenBank genome assembly
GUUGCGAAUUUGGUCUCUUAGGAGAAAUGUUUUUACUGGGAGCUGGAAUUUCUGCAUUUAUUACCUACGUCUUUAUUAGUAUAGCAUUAUUCACAAAAGGUUGGGUAACCGCCGCUGUCAACGCAUUUCAAGCAAAUGUCAAACAUUCUGCAGGAAUUUUUCCCUGGGGCUGUGUCAACGACAAUACUUGUGACUUUUUCUGGGAGAAUGCUGACGGCUGGGCAAUCACAGUUUUCUUGGCAAUGCUUUUCGCUUGGAUAGUACAGUUUUUCGUUUUGAUAUCAGUCAUCGCAGCUCUAGUUCUCAAGAGUUGGCGUUAUCAUCUCUCGAGAGGAUUCACGAGCCAGCAACUUAUAGUAACCAUAUUAUUGCUAUAUGUGCUCAUCGUCUAUGGCGCAACUUAUGACAGAAAUACUGAGAUCGUCAAAACGUUGGGCGUGGAUAUCUAUCUCGACUACUCAUACUGGCUCUGCAUGGUACCCAACGUACGCUGGCGCUGUAUUCAAAGUAAACGAACAUUUUGCUUCUAUCAGAUGUUUUUGAAAUUUGCUGGACAAUAA